CCAGAGGGUUCGUCAGAGCCACGUGGUGGAAACUCCAGUAGAGGGUUUUUUAAAGCAGGUUGCACUUCAUUCUUGCUGAGCUAGUGCACGUGUGUGUGUGUGUGUUUGCAGCGCCUCUGGGUCUGUGGUUUUAUUGCACGUUCUUGCUGGUUUCCAGCUGCCCCGCCAGUUCCGGGGAGGGUCUUGGGCCAGCGGCUGUCAGUCCCCACCUCCUUCAUAAAGUCCUGCCCUCCGGGGACAGUCCGCACAGCUACCCAGGCUGAGGAGAGGGGGCAGCCCGCAGAGCUGCCCAGCCUGGGGAGACAGGACAGACCUGUCCCACUCACUCUUUCCCCUGCCGCUCCUGCCGGCAGCUCGAACCAUGGGAGGCCGCGUCUUUCUCGCAUUCUGUGUCUGGUUGACUCUGCUGGGAGCUGAAACCCAGGACUCCAGGGACUGUGCCCGGUGGUGCCCUGAGAACUCCUCGUGUGUCAGCGCCACUGCUUGUCGCUGCAAUCCAGGGUUCACUUCUUCAUCUGAGAUCUUCACCUCCCCCACGGAGAUUUGUGACGACAUCAAUGAGUGUGCGUCACCGUCGACAGUGUCUUGUGGAAAAUUCUCGGACUGCAGGAACAUGGAAGGGAGCUACCACUGCGUGUGCAACCCGGGGUAUGAGCUUGUUUCUGGGGCAAAAACAUUCAAGAAUGAGAGCGAGAACACGUGUCAAGACGUGGACGAAUGUCAGCAGAACCCAAGGCUCUGUAAAAGCUACGGCACCUGCCUCAACACCCUCGGCAGCUACACCUGCCAGUGUCUGCCUGGCUUCAAGUUCAAACCUGAGGACCCGAAGCUCUGCACAGAUGUGAAUGAAUGCACCUCCGGACAAAACCCAUGCCACAGCUCCACCCACUGCCUCAACAACGUGGGCAGCUAUCAGUGCCGCUGCCGCCCGGGCUGGCAGCCGAUUCCGGGCUCCCCCAAUGGCCCAAACAAUACCGUCUGUGAAGAUGUGGACGAGUGCAGCUCCGGUCUGCAUCAGUGUGACAAUUCCACCGUCUGCUUCAACACCGUGGGUUCAUACACCUGCCGCUGCCGCCCAGGCUGGGAGCCCAAGCAGGGAAUCCAGAAUAACCAAAAGGACACUGUCUGUGAAGAGAUGAAUUUCCCCACCUGGACCCCGCCCCCCGGAGUCCACAGCCAGACGCUUUCCCAAUUCUUCAACAAAGUCCAGGACCUGGGCAGAGACUUCAAGACAAGCUCAGCCAAUGUCACCAUCCACAGCAUCUUAAAGCGGUUGGAUGAAGUGCUGGAGGCUCCCGGGGACCUGGAGACCCUGCCCCGCUUUCAGCAGCGCUGUGUGGCCACUCACUUGCUGGAUGGCCUAGAGGAUGUCCUCAGAGGCCUGAGCAAGAACCUUCCCGUUGGGCUCUUGAACUUCCGUUAUCCUGCAGGCACAGAAUUUUCCCUGGAGGUGCAGAAGCAAGUAGACAGGAACGUCACCUUGAGACAGAAUCAGGCAACGAUGCAGCUGGACUGGAAUCUGGCACAGAAAUCUGGUGACCCAGGCCCUUCUGUGGUGGGCCUUGUCUCCAUUCCAGGGAUGGGAAAGUUGCUGGCUGAGGCCCCCCUGGUCUCGGAGCCUGAGAAGCAGGUGGUUCUGAAUGAGACACAUCAGGGCUUGCUCCCCAUCCUGCUCUCAGAUGUCAUCUCUGCCUUUCUGAGCAACAACGACACCCAAAACCUCAGCUCCCCAGUUACCUUCACCUUCUCCCACCGUUCGGUCAUACCAAGACGGAAGGUGCUCUGUGUCUUCUGGGAGCAUGGCCAGAAUGGAUGUGGUCAUUGGGCCACCACAGGCUGCAGCACGAUGGGCACCAGAGAUACCAGCACCAUCUGCCAUUGCACCCACCUGAGCAGCUUUGCCGUCCUCAUGGCCCCCUAUGAUGUACAGGAGGAGGAUCCUGUGCUGACUGUCAUCACCUACAUGGGACUGAGCCUGUCUCUGCUGUGCCUCCUCCUGGCGGCCCUCACCUUCCUCCUGUGCAAAGCCAUCCAGAACACCAGCACCUCACUGCAUCUGCAGCUCUCGAUCUGCCUCUUCCUGGCCCACCUCCUCUUCCUCGUGGCAAUUGAUCGAACCGAACAUGAGGUGCCGUGCGCCAUCAUUGCUGGUGCCUUGCAUUAUCUCUACCUGGCCGCCUUCACCUGGAUGCUGCUGGAAGCCCUGUACCUCUUCCUCACUGCACGGAACCUGAUGGUGGUCAACUACUCAAGCGUCAACAGAUUCACGAAGCAGCUCAUGUUCCCUGUGGGCUAUGGAGUCCCAGCUGUGAUAGUGGCCAUUUCUGCAGCCUCCAGGCCUCACCUUUAUGGAACACCUUCCCGCUGCUGGCUCCAACCAGAAAAGGGAUUUAUAUGGGGCUUCCUUGGACCUGUCUGCACCAUCUUCUCUGUGAAUUUAGCUCUCCUUCUGGUGACUCUCUGGAUUUUGAAAAACAGACUCUCCUCCGUCAAUAAUGAAGUGUCCACCCUCCAGAACACAAGGAUGCUGGCAUUUAAAGCGACAGCUCAGCUGUUCAUCCUGGGCUGCACGUGGUGUCUGGGCAUCUUGCAGGUGGGUCCGGCUGCCCAGGUCAUGGCUUACCUCUUCACCAUCAUCAACAGCCUGCAGGGCGUCUUCAUCUUCCUGGUGUACUGCCUCCUCAGCCAGCAGGUCCGGGAGCAAUACAGGAAAUGGUCCAAAGGGUUCAGGAAAUUGAGAACUGAGUCUGAGAUGCACACACUCUCCAGCAGUGCGAAGGCUGACACCUCCAAACCCAGCACGGUUAACUAGAAAAAUCUUCUGAAUAAGAUCUUCCCUCUUUGCCCGUGGAAAAUCUGAACAAUAUUUCAGCCAUCUAGAGGGGAAGGAAAAGACUUUGUUCUAUGUGUUUCAAGAAAUUCACCAUGUCAGCAAUAUGAAGGAUGUUAUGGAAGGCAUGCUUGGCAUUCAAUUCCUGCAGAAACCGGAAUUCUUCCAUGCCCUACAAUGUGCCCAGCAAACUCUCAGCAUACGGAUGGCCAGCUGUGGCCCAUAUCUUGGUCACUCUGAAGCACAAUAUUUAUGAAGGUAUAGAAGGUUCUCCCACAGCCUCUCCUUCCUACAAAGACUCCUCCAGAUCUUAAAAUGAAGCAGGAAAACGAGCCUAAGAGGACUUUCAUAGCAACAAUAUCCGAAAGGGCUAGAAUGUUCACACCACAAUCUGGAUUUCUUGAUUUUUUCAUUGUUGCUGUUCUCUAGUUCUACGGGUUUGAUUAUUUAGUCACGUGAAAAAUACUGAUUAUUCACACAUAGAUCAAGAGAGACACGGCUUCUGCCUUCAUGGAGCUUUUAGGGGAAAAUGAAGUGGCUCUUGCAGCUAGAGUUGACUCAGAAGCUGAAAUUCCCAGAAAUCAAGUUUCUACUGCUAGGCAAUUGAAGUAUAAACUGUUUUAUAAACACUGUCUUCUUUCAUCUUCACACCAACAUGCAGAAAAAUUUCUAAAGUUUCUCAGAUCAGGAAUGUGCAACAAAUUCCAUUUCCAAGGAAUGACCUGCAAAACUCCUAAAUGUGCCAAGCAAAUGCCCUUUCCCCUGUCUAUUAUCUGCUUUCCUUGAAUAGAGAUUCUACAUGACCAUAAAACUUCGAAGAUGGGUAUGGCACAGUUCAUGCCCUGUAAUCCUAGCACUUUGGAAGGGUGAGAGAGGAGGAUGGCUCGAGCCCAGGAGUUUGAGCCCAGCGUGGGCAACAGAGUGAGACCCAUCUCUACCCAAAAAAAAAAAAA
Molecule: messenger RNA, 3783 nt
Organism: Piliocolobus tephrosceles (Ugandan red Colobus)
Lineage: Eukaryota; Metazoa; Chordata; Mammalia; Primates; Cercopithecidae
Gene: ADGRE2
Product: adhesion G protein-coupled receptor E2
Exons: 20
Coding region: 362-2812 (816 amino acids)
Biological process (GO): cell surface receptor signaling pathway; adenylate cyclase-activating G protein-coupled receptor signaling pathway
Cellular component (GO): plasma membrane
Molecular function (GO): calcium ion binding; G protein-coupled receptor activity
Source: RefSeq, a predicted model, not a curated record